Nicotiana tabacum (common tobacco) is the source of this 1589-nucleotide messenger RNA. NCBI's taxonomy places the organism in Eukaryota, Viridiplantae, Streptophyta, Magnoliopsida, Solanales, Solanaceae. The record is from RefSeq and is a predicted model, not a curated record.
AUACUUUUGAUAAAGAAACAUAAAGAAGUAUGCUUAACUUGGAAGGAAACAUUACUUGGAAGGAAAGAAAAUUGACUAGGGAUUGACGAUAUGCUCUCCUCUAUCUGUCUAUAUAUUUUCAAACGAAAGUUGGUAGUUUGUGUCACUACUAGUUAGUGUAGUUAAAAUAUCAGAGGGUUUUGAGGCAAAGAGUGUAAGUGAGGAGUUUUUGCAUAGUAAAGGGUAAUCUGGUGGUGAUUAGUAUUUGACAGUUGAACUGCACUUGGAAUUUGGCUAUAUGGGAAAGACAAUUCAGGUUUUUGGAUUCCCUUAUCUUCUGUCUGCAGAAGCAGUCAAGAAAUUCUUAGAGAAUCAUACAGGAAAUGGAACUGUCUAUGCUUUGGAGGUUAAACAGUCCAAAGGAGGACGUAGAGCAUUCGCAAAAGUUCAAUUUGCCAACAACAAAAGCGCGGAAUUUAUCAUCGAUUUGGCUAGUAAGGGGUUGUAUUAUGGACCUUCUUAUUUGAAGGCUUGGGAAAUGAAAACUGAUAUUGUCCAACCGCGGACAUAUGUGGAACACAUGGAUGGCGUAACUCUGAAUUUUGGAUGUCAGAUAUCAGACAAGAAGUUUGCAGUGUUGGGAAGUAAAGAUGUUUCAAUUAAAUUUGGCAUUGGAUUGAAGAAAAUUUACUUCUUUUUAUCUCAUGCUUCAGCUGAUUAUAAACUCCAGCUUUCAUAUGAAAAUAUAUGGCAAGUUGUCCUUCAUCGUCCAUAUGGUCAAAAUGCUCAGUUUCUCCUCCUACAGUUAUUUGGUGCUCCUCGGAUCUAUAAGAGACUUGAAGAUUCCUGUUAUAGCUUCUUUAAGGAAACUCCUGAUGAUCAGUGGGUAAGGACAACAGAUUUCACUCCAUCUUGGAUAGGGCUAUCUUCUAGCUUAUGUUUGGAGUUUCGUAAUGGUGUUCAACUUCCAAAUUUCAGCGAAAGUUUUUUUUACUAUAAAGAAAGUAUGAACCAAUUUAUUUUACAGACUGGUUUCACCUUUUCAUUCUCUCAAAAAUUGGCUCUGGUUCCCAUUGUCCACCUUCCUGAAGGAAUUGAGUUGCCCUACAAGAUAUUGUUCAAAAUUAGUUCCUUGAUACAACAUGGAUGCUUUCCUGGGCUAGCUUUAAAUUUUAACUUUUUCCAAUUAGUUGACCCUCGAAGGAGAAAUAUUGCAUGCAUUGAACACGCCUUGGAGAAACUGUACUAUUUAAAGGAGUGUUGUUAUGAUCCAGUGAGGUGGCUAACUGAGCAGUAUGAUGAGUACCUCAAGGGCAGACAACUUCCAAAAUCUCCGUCCAUCACUUUAGAUGAUGGAUUGGUGUAUGUAAGAAGGGUCGUAGUAACACCAUGCAAAGUUUAUUUUUGUGGUCCAGAGGUAAACGUAUCCAAUCGGGUUCUGCGCAAUUAUUCUGAAGACAUAAAUAACUUUCUUCGAGUUUCUUUUGUUGAUGAGGAGUGGGAGAAAAUACAUUCUACAGAUUUAUUACCAAGAGCUAGUACUGGAAAUGGUACCAGGACAGACAUCUAUGAGAGGAUCCUAUCAACUCUUCGGAAUGGCUUUAUAAUUG